UAAGUUUGUCUCUUUACACGUCCUUCCACCAUGAUAUCACUACAAAAAUGCAUCACAAGUACCUUACCAUUUCUCGUCUAUAUAUGGCUUCAUUGCAUCAGUUUUUCUUCUUAACUUCACCAUCUUCAAAAAAUUAAGAAAAAUAUCUUCAGUCUCAAAUAUCUUCCUCAAAAACAAGAACGUCUUUCUGUUUUGAUACAAUAUGUCGAAAAUACAUCCGAACUACGAAAACCCAUUGAAGGAGAUCAUUUAUUCUGAUGAUAAACAAGCUGAUAGUCCAAUAAAUUUGACGGUGUGGAAGAAAUCGAGCAUGUCGUUUCAAGGUAUGGAUGGGUUUACGGUAUUUAAUCAACAAGGAAAAUUAGUGUAUCGAGUCGAUAAUUACUCAAGGAAAAACCGGUGUUUGAUCGGUGGACUUGUUCUUAUGGAUGGUAUUGGAAGAGCCCUCAUGACUCUUAGACCUCGGUUGUUAAGCAUGCAAUAUCAAUGGAAUGGGUACGAAGGAGGAGAAGAUACAUGUAAAAAUGCUCCCAACACGCCAAUAUUUUCAAUGAGAAGAAGAUCCAUUCGCCGGAAAAGCAAUGAAGAAGCUGAAAUCUUCUUUAGUAAUACCGACUCUGUCAAGUCUAUAUUGCCGGAUUUGCGAAUCGAAGGUUCAUUUAGAAAGCGAAAGUGCAGUAUCGUCACCCACGACGGCAAGAAAGUAGCGGAAAUGUCAAGGAAGAAAGUAAAUAACACGACAGUUGUUUUAAAUGAUGAUGUUUUCAGUCUUGUUGUUGAACCCGGUUUUAAUUGUGAUAUAGUUAUGGCUUUUGUGGUUAUCAUGGAUCGUAUAUGCCAAAAACCAUUCAUGCCCGUCUUAUGCAGCAGCAGUUCUUGAAAGAAACCUUAGAGUCCACAGUUGAUUAUCGUCGGAGAAAAAUACAGGAGGGAAGGAUAAUCAGUGGGUGGGUUUCACGUUCACAAUUUUCUUUUCCGGUUUUGUAUAGUCUAGUGGGAGGGAAUAGGACAAUAAUGAUGAGUAUACGUUAUUGGAUCCUCAGAGAGAAUGUAAAUAUUUAAAAAUAUAUAUACACACUUUUGAUCAA
This is a messenger RNA of Papaver somniferum (opium poppy), 1088 nucleotides long. Its product is annotated as protein LURP-one-related 5-like. The transcript has 2 exons. NCBI's taxonomy places the organism in Eukaryota, Viridiplantae, Streptophyta, Magnoliopsida, Ranunculales, Papaveraceae. The record is from RefSeq and is a predicted model, not a curated record. The coding region runs from base 203 to 880 and encodes 225 amino acids.